AUGUUGUGCUGUGCACGCAGCACGGAUGGUCGAGAUGUGGUCAUACGUGUCUUAAGCGCCGGGCCAGAGGGCCUUGACCACUUGGAAGUGCUCCAGUACAUGUCGAGGGGUGCAACCAGCCAGGCAACCCCGAACCAUGCCGUCCCUCUCUUCGAGCUGCUGGAGUUAGAAGACAUCACUUUCGGCGUCUUUCCUAGGAUCGGUCGCACCAUGGCACUCGCGUACGGUUUCCGUGCUGAGAACUCGGUUGGCGAUGUCAUCGACAUGGUUCUGCAGUGCCUGGAGGCACUUGCCUUCUUGCAUAGCAUACGCGUUGCCCACCGAGAUGCGUUUCUAGACAACUUCCUCGUCCAGUGGUUCCCAGAAUCUCUCGCUCCUCGCCAACUCACCAUCUCGCGACCUCGUGUCUUCCUGAACGACUUCGAAACCGCCGUGCACUUCAAGGAGGAUGUGCCUCCUCACGCGCGUACUUGUGUCGGUCUGCCGCUGUGCCCUACCUUUGCCACUCAGGAACGGUAUUUCCGCCGUGUUCCUCAAGAAGUCUUGUCAGGGCGUCCAUAUGAUCCAUUCAAGCUUGACGUCUGGCAAUUUGGGACGAGCCUGAGCGACUUCAAGACUUCCAUUCGAGAGAUCGACGAUAUCCUUGUGUCAAUGACCGAGGUCAAUCCUGCCAUACGAGUAAGCGCAUAUGACGCGCUGAAGAGCUUGGCCAAAGUAGUCUCUUCGAUGCCGCCAGACAGCCUCAACAUAGCCCCCAUUGUCAUUGAUGCACCUAUUACGAACGCGUAA
Trametes versicolor FP-101664 SS1 is the source of this 789-nucleotide messenger RNA. RefSeq lists its product as uncharacterized. Gene Ontology annotation, biological process: protein phosphorylation. Gene Ontology annotation, molecular function: ATP binding; protein kinase activity. The coding region runs from base 1 to 789 and encodes 262 amino acids. The transcript has 4 exons. NCBI's taxonomy places the organism in Eukaryota, Fungi, Basidiomycota, Agaricomycetes, Polyporales, Polyporaceae. The record is from RefSeq and is a predicted model, not a curated record.